AUGGAUGGCUCGCCUGGUAUCAGUUGGUGGGUUGGUGAUCGAGCUCGCGCGGUCUGUGGCCUGGCUACACUGUUGGGACGCGUUGUGGCCGAGACUGCACGGGUCGUGUUGUGCGCAUCGGCGCUGGGCCACGAGGACCUCAUGCGGGACGUUGUUGGAACACACGGAGUGCUGGGCAUGCCAAGACGGGUCGUACGGAGCUCGCGGGUCAUGCUGGGAACACGCAAAUCUUGCUCCGGGUCGCGCUGGUUUGUGCGUGAACUGCCUAGGCAUUUACAGCAAAAAAACCAGUGGGCCGUGAAACAACCGCUCUCGUUGAUUUUCGUGAAUUUUGAGCUCGAAUCGACAGCGAACAGAGUUUUCUCGCUCUUGUUCGGUUUCAUGAAACUGAAUGGGAGGAAGACAUUGGACUUGGACGUCGACCGGAAGAGAGUGAACAGUGAUGACCGCCAUCAGCCGCCGACCGACGACCAAGUGAGGAAGACGACUCCGAUCUGUGCGUGCGUAAUGAUACUUGGUGGUGUGUGUGGGUAA
Messenger RNA from Striga asiatica, 534 nucleotides. The record is from the annotation of a GenBank genome assembly. Lineage: Eukaryota; Viridiplantae; Streptophyta; Magnoliopsida; Lamiales; Orobanchaceae.